GAGGAUUAGCGAGGGAAUAAUAACGCACUGCAAGAGCAGACGCGGGGAACGAGGAAUGAUCGGAUCGCUAUAAAGAGCGAUGCAAAGCUCUACGCAGGCACACAAUCGUCGGCACUUCAAUCCGAAUUCUCCUCAGUUCUCGACAUGGUUUGCAAAUUUUUCGUAAUUUCUGGGCUUCUCGCUGUCGCGAAUGCUGGAUUAAUCCACGGACCGGGGAGUACAACUGUUGCAGUCGCACAACCGACUGCCGUCGUAAGAACCGAAAGUUACGAGGCCAACCCUCAAUACAGCUUCAGCUACAGCGUUGCCGAUGGCCUCACGGGCGACAACAAAGCUCAAGAAGAAACUCGAAAUGGUGACGUCGUCCAAGGGAGCUACAGUCUCGUCGAGCCCGAUGGUUCUCGUCGUACCGUUUCUUACGCCGCCGACCCUGUGAACGGUUUCAACGCAGUUGUCCAGAAAGAUCCUAGCAUAAGCGUGAGAGGACAAAACGUUGCCGGAAAUACAGUCGUCGCGACUGCUGCCCCCAACCAAGUUAAUCGACCCGCAGCCGUCCAGAUCGCUCAACCGACUCAAAUUUUGACUCCGCAGCAGCCCAUCUUGACUGCCGUUGCUCCUGCUGCUUACGUGGCUCGUCGCGGUGACGCCAACCUCCUUCGUCAGUCGACCCUCAUCGCUGCUCAAUCUCCAUACUGGACGAACGACGAGGUGAUCACCGGAUACAAUGCUGAGUUGGUUAGCAACAUUCCCGUAAGCGUAGGAGUUGGUCUCGGCGUGCGUGGUUCUGGUUCAAUUUACGCCAACAGUCAGCCCAUCCUGCAAGGUUACCGUUACGGUAACGGUGGCCGGUUCGUUAAUGUUCAAUAAGAAGAAAAAUCUCGAAUCAUGUGCAUACGACAAUCUGCCAACGAAACCAUCUCAAAACUAGUGGACGAUUUUAAAACUGUGUCUAUCUGGUUUGACAUGGAAAAUUGUAAUUCUCUUCAAACAUUCCGUUCAUCAAAGUAUUAUCCAGCCACAUAACGUGAGCAACUCAGUACGCUUUAGAACUACGACAUUCUGUGACACGAUUCUAUCUCACGAAUUUUCCUUCCGAUUUUUACCGACUUUUUAACGACCUUUGUACAUCUCCUGGCCAUCCCGACAUGUAUAAUCUUUAUAAUUUAACACAAUAGAGACUCGUCAACGAUCAGCUGUGAAAAAAUAUCUAAUCGAAGAUGUUUCUUGUAUUCAAUAUACAUUUGCAUGUGAUUUUCGAUGCCGAUACGAGACUCCCGCUUUUUGUAUCGUGAAGUACAUUCAAAUAAAUAUUAAAAAUACA
Messenger RNA from Venturia canescens, 1321 nucleotides. Its product is annotated as cuticle protein 19.8-like. Bases 145 to 867 code for a protein of 240 amino acids. The record is from RefSeq and is a predicted model, not a curated record. Lineage: Eukaryota; Metazoa; Arthropoda; Insecta; Hymenoptera; Ichneumonidae. Gene Ontology annotation, cellular component: extracellular matrix. The transcript has 4 exons.